AUGAAGCUCAUCUCCAUGGCCCUGGUGUGUCUGCUAUUGGCUGGGAUGUGGACACAAGACGUGGACAGCAAGAGCAUGCAUGUAUCAUCCUCCAACUGCUGCUUCAAGUUUGUGGAGAAACAGAUUUCCCUGAAGAACAUCCAGUGUUAUAAAAACACCAGCUCUACCUGCCCCUACGAUGCCUUAAUAUUGAAGCUGAAGAGGGGCAGAGAGAGCUGUGUCUUGAAGAAAGCCCAGUGGGUCCAGGAUAAUAUCAAUAAGAUGAAAUUCUGUUUGCCAAAGUGA
Molecule: messenger RNA, 285 nt
Organism: Orycteropus afer afer
Lineage: Eukaryota; Metazoa; Chordata; Mammalia; Tubulidentata; Orycteropodidae
Gene: CCL1
Product: C-C motif chemokine ligand 1
Exons: 3
Coding region: 1-285 (94 amino acids)
Biological process (GO): cellular response to tumor necrosis factor; positive regulation of ERK1 and ERK2 cascade; positive regulation of GTPase activity
Cellular component (GO): extracellular region
Molecular function (GO): chemokine activity; CCR chemokine receptor binding
Source: RefSeq, a predicted model, not a curated record